Messenger RNA from Lactuca saligna, 1746 nucleotides. Lineage: Eukaryota; Viridiplantae; Streptophyta; Magnoliopsida; Asterales; Asteraceae. The record is from the annotation of a GenBank genome assembly.
AUGAGAUUGACGAGAGGCCAUUUUCAAGCUUUCAUUGGCUGUAGUGAACGACCUAUAUCCACUUCUUCUGAAACCUUUUUGAAAACUCCUAAUCUUGAAAAAACUUUCUUCAAAUCCCAAAACAGUGAAGAUAAUCUCGUAAAAAGACUAUGCCGAGAAAACAAACAUGAAGAAGCUAUAAUUAAUCUAUGCGAACGAGACCGUUUAACAGAAGCAAUUCAAGUACUUGAUCAUAUGCAACGUCCUUCUCCAUUAGUGUAUUCUAAUCUUCUUAAGCUUUGUCUUCAACAGAAAGCCGUCGAAGCCACCAAAAGAGUCCACACCCACAUAAAAAGAUCCGGUUUUUUCCCGAGGGCAUCGAGUUUAAAUCAAAUUAUAGACUGCUACUGUAAAUGUGGUAGUCUUGUGGAUGCACGAAUAGUGUUCGACGAAAUGCAAGAGAAGGAUGUGUGUUCUUGGAAUACUAUGGUAUCAGGGUAUGCAAAAGCUGGACGGCUAAAAGAUGCUCCUAACCUGUUCGAUGAAAUGCCUGAAAGAGACAAUUUUUCUUGGACUGCAAUAAUUUCAGGAUACGUCCACCAUGAUCUUCCCAAUGAUGCAUUACAGUUGUGUAGAACAAUGCUAAAAGACUAUAAUGUUAAGCUCAACAAGUUCACAGUUUGUAGUGCGCUAUCAGCUUCUUCAGCAACUCAAAGCUUAAUCAUUGGAAAGGAAAUCCAUGGUCAUAUUAUGCGUACAGCAAGUGCCCUUGUUCAUAUGUACUGCAAAUGUGGGAACAUGGAGGUUGCAGAUAAGGUCUUUAAGUGGAUACCAAAACCAGAUUUAGCUUCAUGGACUUCUUUGAUCAACGGGUAUGCCCAAAAUGGGAAACCUCAAGAAGCUUUGAAGCUAUUCGAUUCAUUACUUGAUACUGGAAUUAAACCUGAUCACAUCACCUUUGUUGGGGUUCUUUCGGCUUGUACGCAUUCAGGUUUGGUUGAUAAAGGGGUUGAAUACUUUAAUUCCAUAAAACAAAAACAUGGGUUGGAUUAUACCAUUGAUCAUUAUGCUUGUGUUGUUGAUUUGCUUAGUCGAUCUGGGAGGUUUAUAGAAGCUGAAGAGAUAAUCAAGAAAAUGCCCAUGAAACCGGAUAAGUUUUUAUGGGGUUCUGUUCUUGCUGGAUGUGGGAUUCAUGGGAAUCUUGAUUUGGCUAAACAAGCAGCAAAAGUAUUGUUCAAAAUAGAGCCUGAAAAUGCAGCCACUUAUGUCACACUCUCCAACAUCUAUGCUGCUGCUGGAAAAUGGGGUGAAGUUGCAGAAAUUAGAAAGAUGAUGGAUGUAAAUCGGGUUGUGAAGAAACCUGGAAGAAGUUGGACUGAAAUUAAGAGAAAGGUGUAUACUUUUUUGAUGGGAGAUACAUCAAAUCCAAGAUUGAAGGAGAUUCAUGGGUUGUUAGGGGAGUUGCAGAAGAAGAUGAGGGAAGAAGGAUAUGUUCCUAAGAUAGAUCAUGUGCUUCAUGAUGUAGAAGAGGAACAAAAGGAGGAAAAUUUAUCGUAUCAUAGUGAGAAAUUGGCUAUUGCAUUUGCGAUUCUUGUUACUCCACCAGGAACAAUGAUAAAAGUGUUUAAGAAUUUGAGGACUUGUGUUGAUUGUCAUACUGCUAUUCAAUACAUCUCUAAAAUUGAAAGUAGGAAAAUUGUUGUUAGGGAUUCGAGUAGAUUUCAUUGUUUUGAGGGUGGGAGUUGUUCAUGUAAAGACUAUUGGUGA